AUGGCCCCGGCGCUGACGGUGACACCGCAGUUGAACCACUUCGCGGUCUCCCAGACCGAGCCCCAGCGGAGACGGGCUCUCGCGCCUGUCGACAACCUUGCUGUAUCCAUGGAGGACGACAUGGGACUUCAGAACCAACCCAGUCUGGCCAAAGACUCACAGGAAAUGGAACAGAUCCUAAAUGAUCUCGGUAACAGUGACCUCGUUCAAGCGGAUCUUCUCCAAGCUAUUAAAACUCUAGAGAGCGGAGAUACAUUGUCUACCGGUGAUCCAGAUGUGAUAUUCCCACUCGGUGGGUUUGAUCUCGCUGAUACUGCUGACUCUGAGGGAGAUGCGGCAGAGGAUAAGAUUAGACUCCUUCAAGCACGUUUAGAAAGACGAUGUGCGUUUUUACUAAGAAGGUUAAGGAUAUUACAAGCUCGAGCUAUUGGUAAACGAAUAUCUGAAGAAGCGGCUCAGUCAUUUGAGAAAUGUGCACGAGGCAUGCGUAAAGAUGGAGGUGGGAGGCCAAUAGGUUUGAAAGCCCUGUUAAAGAGAAUAGAAACUACAGCCGCCUUGCAAGCCAGUGCAGCGUCGCGCCCAGUUGUAGGCCCAAAAUACUACAGAGCAGGGACAUCUAAAGGUGAUGCUACGAGAAAUGCAUCAAUAGGCAUAGCAUCUGGCACUUUAGCUGGCUUAGAGGACUCUGCUGGAGCCCUACGGUCUCACUUAUCAGUGGUUAAGCACCAGCUGGACUCCGAUGCAACUGCCUCUUCAUCGGGAGCCGAGAGUAAUGAUGAAGCAGUCACAUACAACAAUCCACAUCAACAGCACAUGCCAAUUGAAAAACGCGCCCUGUGGUCAUAUCAGCGGGCUCGAGCAUCCAUCGCGUCCCGUUGGUGCUGGCUGCAGGUGCAGGUGCAGGAGCUGGAGUACAAGAUCCGACAACACGGGGAUCUGCAGCAACAGGUCCGAGAAGCUAAAGGUCCAGUAGAAUUUGAAGGUGAACCAGUAGGAUAUGAAGGCAAUCUGCCAGGCGAUGAGUGUUCGUGUGCACGAGUGAGACCUCUUCGAAGGGAUACGUUUAAAAAGAGGAAAUUACUUCAAAUGCACAACCUUCAUAUCGCUACUACUAAAGCAGCUAAGCCUUCGGAUAUCAGAUGCAGCUGCGUGCGGGGCGAGAGCUGCGCCGUGUGCACGGGCCGCGCGUCGCCCGCCGCGCCGCCGCCCGCCGCGCCGCCGCGCACGCGCCGCGCGCUCGCCGACCCCGCGCACCACCCCGUGCUCAGCGACGUCAAGGACCUAUCUCCAUCGAUACAUCUGUCGGCGCUGUCGUCGCGGUCGUGGUUCCGUUCGCGCUGCAGCAAGACGUGGCGAGCGCAAGCGCCUCGCACACACGCGCCUGCGAAUGCGCAAGCCACACACACAACAAGAUUGAAAAGAGGUCGUCCACCUUUAUCUCGAAAAAUAAAAGAAAGAGAUCGAGAUGAGGAUACAUCAACAUCUGGACACGAAAGUAGUUUAUCGCGUGGCCGAGGCAGUACGGAGGGCCGCGCGUGGCGCCGACAGUCCUACGACAUCGACAACAUCGUCAUCCCGCAGAGCGUGGCCGCCAGCACGCGCCCCGAGAUACUCACCUACAAGGAGAUCCUCACGCCCAAAUGGCGAGUCAUGGAAAUACCUGAAACACCGCUAAAUAAUGGUGUGAUGAAGUAUAAUAGAGUGUCAAUUGAAAGUGAUGAGGAAGAUAUAUCUGAAGCAGCGAUAAGAGCUCGACACUUUCGCGCCGAAACACGCGAGAGAAACAAAUUUAUGAAAAAGCAACGUUCGCGACGCAACCACACCGACACUGAGCAACAGGAACAAUCAGAACAACAACAAGAAGAACAAUUACAACAAUUACAACAAUUACCUCUCUCGCCACAACAAUCAAUGGUACCUGGGCCGCGUCGCAACCACACAGAUGAUCAACGAUCACAACAUUCGCCUGGACCGCAACAGUCGCGACACAAUCACAUGAACGAUGUACAACAACAAUUACAACAGGCUCCAAUACAGCAACAGAAUACACACAGACAAUCAUCGCCUAUGGAACACGAGCUAACAAUUGUAUUACAGACAGUGAGACCAUAUUCCCCUCGACAGUUUCCACUCCCGGACGACCAGUACAUCGAAAUGCUCUCCAUCAUGCCGGAUGGUUACCGAAUAACUCCUGAACCGGAGACGAGUGAAGCACCCGAACCGACUCCGAUGGACUGCGAUGAAACCAGCUCGCUGUCUCCGGUGUCUCCCUUGGUCUUCGAUGGUGAUGAUCCUGACGAUGCUGAGUGGAAUCCAAGUUGUGAUAAGUCAGAAAGACGUAGAAGUACUUUUAGGUAAUUGAGUGUAUGUUGUAAACAUUUUACAACAUCAUUGGUGUGUAAAUUACAUAAAAUCUUUCAUGUCAUAUAUCUAUUAAUGUUUUAUAAAAUGUCAGACUAACUAUAUUGUAUUGAAUCAACCUUUAUGAGUAUGUGUGUGUCAUAAAAUAUAAAAUUAUUCCUAUUAUAUAUCUAUCUAUUCAAGUUCAAUAAAACGUCACAGUAAAACAUACCGAGACAGAAAACAGAGCAGUACAUUGGUGUGUAAUUUAUGUAUGUGAGAUAUGAAAUACAGCCUUGCCUUAAUUUAAUGAUAUAAUUAACAAUAAAAUUCCAACAGUGAUAACAGAGAAAUUUUGAAAUGAAUUUUGCGAAUUAGUAUGAUAUACAACUUUGUAUGACAUUCAUAUAUUUAUCGAGGUUGUUAUGUGUUUCAGUAUGUCACUUACAAUGUACGUAAUUGAUACAGAAUGUGAUUACAAAAUUUGGGUCUUAAUGGCCAAGAGAAAAGUAAAAAAAGCUAUUAUAAUGACAUUUUGUUGAGUGUUAACAUGUCACAUUCAAGUGUUGUCCUCACAAAUAUUUCUAUUUUAGAUAAGUGCAGCUAUCUAAACAUACUCGUCAAUUUUAUAUUUGAA
Messenger RNA from Melitaea cinxia (Glanville fritillary), 2977 nucleotides. RefSeq names its product KAT8 regulatory NSL complex subunit 1 (gene nsl1). The record is from RefSeq and is a predicted model, not a curated record. Gene Ontology annotation, molecular function: histone acetyltransferase binding. Bases 1 to 2358 code for a protein of 785 amino acids. Gene Ontology annotation, cellular component: NSL complex. Lineage: Eukaryota; Metazoa; Arthropoda; Insecta; Lepidoptera; Nymphalidae. The transcript is spliced from 13 exons.